AAUAACUGUUCCCGUCUCGCCGUCUGCCCAAAAAAGUCAAUUUGCCUCUGUUGCUAGUUGGUCUGACACAAAACGGCGGAGGGCUUUCUGUGCCGGCCAGAAACGUCGAGAGCACACGUUGCCACAUCUCUAUACCUGGGGAGUUGCUGAGGUUGCCUAAGGCCAGCAUACCUUGAGUAAGCAAGCACAUUGGUCUGGGGAUGAAUUGAAUGAGUGAUUCAGUCAUCUGAUCAAAUUAAUCGUAUUCGCAAUGGUCAAAGGCCAGGUCCAUCAUCGAGAACAAGCUGGGCCCGACGCCCACGCGCAGUCUUCUUCACUGCGCGAGUCCCAUCAACCCCCUAGAGAUGCAACCUUCGAGGGCGUGCAGCUCUUUGCUCAAUCACAUCGACUCACACGACACGUCGACGUCUUACAUAAAGCCGCGGUCAUACUCCAAGGUCAACCUCCCCUGGACCACCUCGGGCUCUCCACAUUGGAACAACAAGCUUUGCAGGAUGAGACGGAGCGAAAAUGGCGCCAACCCAAGAUGCUCUAUUUCACCAUCCUCGUGUGUUCGGUCGGGGCGAUAGAACAAGGCUGGGCACAGACGGGCAUGAACGGCGCCAACCUGUACUUCCCAAAGGCCUUCGGCAUCGGGUCGAAUAGCAAACAUGAUACGUUCAUUGUCGGCCUGAUCAACAGCGGCAUCUAUCUCAGCACGGGGCUCCUAGGUGCCUGGCUUUCGGACCCUGUCAACAAUUUGCUCGGUCGGCGUGGUGCUGUCUUCUUCGGGGCCGCCCUCUGCCUCGUUGCCAACCUUGGGUCCUCUCUAAGCAAGACCUGGCCGCAGUUAUUGGGUUUCCGCUUCAUCCUCGGUACUGGAUUGGGUAUCAAUGCCAGUACCGUGUCGGUGUACGCGGCUGAGUGCGCUCCUGCUGUCAUCCGUGGCGGUCUAGCGGUAUCCUGGCAGAUGUGGACAGCUUUUGGACUGUUCUUGGGGUUCAUUGCUAACGCCGCAGCCUACAGCUAUGGCGACGACGCCUGGAGACUCCAACUUGCGGCUCCUUUUAUCCCAACCAUACCUUUACUAUUGAUGUUGUACAUGUGUCCCGAAUCGCCGGCAUGGUACGUGAAACAUGGGGACCGCUACGAUCUCGCAUUUCAAUCACUCUGCAGAUUGCGGAAUAGCGAGUUGCUGGCAGCGAAGGAACUCUAUGCCUCGUACAUACAAAGGACGGCGAGGUUGAAAAUCGAAGACCAGAAAGACACUUCCUUCCUCCGGAAGGUUUUGGAUCUUUUCAUCGUGCCGCGCAUCAGGCGGGCUACUACGGCUUCUUACGUUGUGAUGCUAUCUCAGCAGCUGUGCGGCAUCAACAUCAUCGCCUUCUAUUCAUCGACCAUCUUCUCGGACGCGGGGUUCUCUGACUUCGGUGCCUUGCUGGCAUCCUGCGUGUUUGGGUUCAUCAACUUUCUGGGGGCUUUCCCUGCCAUAUGGACCAUGGACACACUUGGGAGGAGGUCGCUUCUCCUGCUGACGUUACCACCAAUGGCGGUCACCAUGCUGGCUGCCGGGCUGAGUUUCAACAUCCCAGCCCACAAUCCUCUGCGCUUCGGACUGCUUGCGACCUUGAUAUAUGUCUUCUGUGCCUUGUACUCGCCGGGGAUGGGGCCGGUUCCGAACAGCUAUUCAGCAGAAGUGUUCCCCUUGUCGCAUCGAGAGAUCGGCAUGAGUUUUGCGGUGGCCACGGCGAACUUUUGGGCGGCUAUCCUGUCCUUGACGUUCCCGCGAAUCCUCACCGCCCUCCAGUCUCAGGGAGCCUUUGCGUUGUACGCAGGACUGAAUGUGGUGGCGGUGGUGCUAGUCUUCCUCUUUCUACCUGAGACCCGCCUGAAGACACUGGACGAGCUGGACGAUGUCUUCUCUGUGCCUACGAGGACAUUUGUGAAGUAUCAGACGACCGAGUUCUUACCUUGGCUUGUGAGACGGUAUGUGAUGCGAGAGAAGGAAGCCGAUCUCUCACCACUGGCCGUUGACGGAGGGUAUCAUGAGCUCGAACAAGACGAAGAUGAGCCAGAGACUUAGUACAGGCCUCGACAAAGAAAAAUAGGGUAUACAUUUACAUGAGGUCCUGGUGAGGUGUUGGUGAGCGAAACAAUAGGUUCGCACCCUCCUGGCUUCGACGCUUCGUACCGUCGCCG
This is a messenger RNA of Cladophialophora immunda, 2178 nucleotides long. RefSeq lists its product as uncharacterized. The record is from RefSeq and is a predicted model, not a curated record. The coding region runs from base 251 to 2062 and encodes 603 amino acids. Gene Ontology annotation, cellular component: membrane. Gene Ontology annotation, molecular function: myo-inositol:proton symporter activity. Lineage: Eukaryota; Fungi; Ascomycota; Eurotiomycetes; Chaetothyriales; Herpotrichiellaceae. The transcript is spliced from 4 exons. Gene Ontology annotation, biological process: transmembrane transport.